UCGGCGACUUCAGCCUAAACACUUACGUCGUAUUAAACGUCCCCUCCCUGAUCCCUGAGUGCAUUGACUAAAAAGCUAAACUGCAAGCGCUCUUAAUACUGGCGUGAACAUAGUACGGACAUCAUCCAUUAUGGAGCAUGCCUCCAAUCCGCCCGAGUAUGACGGGAGACAUCCUCUGCUCUCGCUCAUCUCUGCCUGUUUCUGGGUGAUACUAUGGUUCCUAUCAUGGGCAAAAGCUUUGAUAGCUUUUGCCACCAUCACCAUCCCCCGUCUCAUCUAUUUUGCUCUGUCCUACUCCAUGACAUUGACACUAAAUUUUUGGUCAUUUGCCAUCAUGUUUUCCGCUUCAGCAGUUGCCCUGAAUUAUUGGAUACGCCUUCGAUACCUUAACACAUAUUCUUCACUGAAGGAACCACCGUUGGUGAAGCCCGAUGUGAAUGCACUUCACCCAGAUGUGAAUACAACAGAGCCUCCUCCAGCAUUUCACAACUACUUGGACGAUUUUUUGCAAGCUGUUCGUGUCUUCGGAUUUCUCGAGAAGCCGGUAUUUCAUGAAUUGGCAAGGCAUCUUGCAACGAGACGCUUGAUUGCCGGGGAUAGUAUCUCUUUAGACGAAGACAGGAGCUUCUAUUGUGUUGUCGAUGGCAUGGUCCAGGUAUACGCUCGAACAGGCCAGAAUACUUGCCAAAAUGGGUCAUGGGACGAGGAGGAUAUGAACGGAUACCAACUUAUCAACGAAGUCGGAAGCGGUGGAACCUUGUCUAGUUUAUUCAGCAUUCUCAGCUUGUUCACCGAGCACAUAAAGAUAAGCUGGCAAGAAGAUGGUCGCUCCGAUGCUCUUGGAGGAAAUCCUGCAAGUGGAGUAGGAGGACCACCUCAAUCACGUACUCGCCGCGCGGAUUCGGACGUGUCUCGUUUUAGCCUUGAUUAUGUAUCCGUGGCUUCUCGGCCUUCUCGUUCUGCAUCCAUCUCGUCAUCCGGUUCCACCGCUCAUCCCGCAGACGCGACUUCUCCCAUUGGUCCGACAUCUCCGUAUUACAUCGGAGACGCCUCUAGAUCGACGCCACAUCGCGCUUCGCGCUCACGAUCAGCCUCUAACCCUUCAUCUCAUCUCCACCAUGGUAUCGUGGCCAGGGCAAAAGAGGACAGCACUUUGGCCUUCAUCCCUGCAGAAGCAUUUCGCAGAGUUACAAAAAAGUUUCCGAAAGCAACCAGUCACAUAGUACAAGUCAUUCUAACGCGUUUUUCACGCGUUACGUUCAAUGCCGCACACAGAUAUUUGGGGCUGACGACAGAGGUCCUUCGGACUGAGAAGGCAAUCAACGAGAUUGCAUGCCACCCUCUUCCGGCAUCAUUCUACGAAGGUGGUGGCCUACAAUAUCUGCGGCAACGAUUUGACGACGUCGCAAUUCAGGGGUCUGACUCUGAAAGCGAGUACCUCAAUCUCGCCCCAUCUCCGGGUCCGGCCUCUGCUAACGGUGGCUAUGUGUCCGCAGUUUUAUCACGAGAAAGCUUGACAGAUAGCCCGCUUGCUAUGCGUGGUAUCCCGAUUCGUACUCCUCGCAAUCAGGUACAGGCUGGCGACUUGCAUACCUCAACUGGCCAAGGCAGUGACGGGUAUAAACUAUCGCGUUCGUUCAGCAUCCUGGAAUCACCUCGGCUACAGAAACACGACCUGUUACAGACCCGUCUGAAUAAUGAAGAGUUUGAUCUGCGCGAGGAAGUCAUGUCAUGCAUCGCCAAGUCUAUUGGUCUUCUUCAGCCACCCAUGAGUGGGAACGAGUCCAUUGAGGAUUCACCAGCUCUCCCGCCUUUUGAUCAUCUGCGCUCUGCGAACGGCGUGCUCCCGUCUCCCUUUGGCUCCCUGUCGCUAUUAGAAACUGCGGAUGACGGCGCUUCGAGUAUGACGGGAACAUCACAUAUUGAGAUCCUCUUCUUCUCUGCUGGCUCGACGCUCGUGAAGGCCGGAGAACGGAAUACUGGUCUUUACUAUGUUGUUGAAGGUUUUCUGGAUAUUCUCCUACCCGCUGACGAGUCCCGCCCAAAUAACGGGCCCUAUGCGACGAGAUCGACAAGCUCAGACACCGACUCUCUAUACGCAUCCGACCACAAGCAGGAGCCCGAGAAAGCCCAGAGCCGCAAGCUGUUGUUUACCAGUUAUCUCGCGUCUCUCUGCGGAACACCUUCGUAUGUUGACAUCCAAGCGAAAACUGAUACAUACGUGGGAUUUCUACCCGCUCACUCUCUUGAACGUCUGGUGGAGAAACGGCCUAUCGUGCAGCUUACAUUGGCAAAGCGUCUCAUUUCACUGCUGUCGCCUCUAGUCCUGCAAAUUGACGCAUCUCUUGAUUGGAUGCACGUCAACGCAGGUCAAGUUCUUUGGCGCCCAGAAGACAUUAGUGAUAGUUUCUACAUUGCGGGUAAAGUCAUAAUUACUGGCGAAUACGGACAAGGCGACACUGUUGGAGAAUUAGACGUCAUAACCAGUUCAACACGCAGAACUACGAUGCACGCAAUUCGUGACUCUGAGCUGAUUAGAAUGCCCCAGACGCUGUUUAACGCUAUUUCCUCAAGAAAUCCUCAGACAACCGCACAGUUACUACGGACGAUCGCCUCUCGCGUACGCGACGAGAUGGAUGCGUCGAGCGAUGUCCAGACACGCAACACUGCAUUUGAACUGGGACGGAACAACACUAACCUAAAGACUGUGGCCAUUCUCCCGGUAUCGCGGAAUGUUCCUAUAGACACCUUUGCCCGAAAACUCAAGACUGCGUUGGAAGAGAUGGGCGCGAAGACCUCGUUCAUGAAUCAAGCCUCUGUGUCGGGACAUCUCGGCCGUCACGCAUUCUCUCGUAUGGGCACACUCAAGGCUGCAGCUUGGCUUGCAGACCAAGAGCAAAGAUAUCGAACAGUUUCUGCUGAUUUUGUGAUGGUGGUUGGGAUGGGUGAUGAUCCGAGCAUUGGAGAAUACGAACGCUUGCUACUUUCAAUGAAGACCACGGCGCGGAAAGAGCUUGUGAUACUCCAUCCUGAACGUUCGGUCGCCCCUGGGUCGACACGCGAAUGGCUGAAAAAUCGACCUUGGGUGCACCAACAUAUUCACGUCGAGCUUCCGGGUCUCGCAGUUCCGAUAGUGAAGGCUGCUCACCAGAUGCAAGAUCCCGAUGUUGUCAUUGCAUUCAAGAACCUCAAGGAUAGAGUGCAGAGUGGCAUUCAAAAGUACAGGGGGAGAUCUAGGGACGCAAGACCGCAACCACAUCCCAUGAUCAAUGAUUUCUCUCGUCUGGCCAGGAGACUCUGCGCAAAAUCUGUCGGAGUUGUCCUCGGUGGCGGUGGAGCUCGUGGUAUCUCGCAUCUCGGUGUCUUACGUGCGCUCGAGGAGCGCGGAAUUCCCAUCGACUACAUCGCAGGCACUAGUAUCGGCGCAUUGAUAGGCGGUCUUUAUGCACGCGAGUGCGACAUUAUCAUGAGCACGAGUCGUGCCAAGCAAUUCAGCGGAAGAAUGGGGAAUAUCUGGAGGAAUGCUUUCAGAUACAUGUGGCUACCGUACUUCUGUAAUACCACGAACAUCAACACAUCCCGCAUGGAGAUCCAUGAAAGUGGCUAUGCCUGGAGGUUCAUCCGUGCUUCUAUGACCCUGGUUGGACUACUGCCUCCAUUAUGUGACAACGGCAGCAUGCUUGUGUCAACAAUGUUCUCCAUGGGCGCGAGCAUCGUGCUUGCUGCGGACGUCGGUUCCAUUGAUGAUAAUUCCCCUCGAAACUUUGGUGACUCUGUCUCGGGGUGGUGGCUCGUGGUUAACCGAUGGAACCCCUUCUCGAGCGCUCGAACCGUGCCUGCGAUCACUGAGAUCCAAAGUCGGCUGGCCUACGUGUCGAGUGUGCGCACUCUAGAGGCAGCCAAAGUCACACGGAACUGUCUUUACAUGGCGGUCCCGGUUCAGGAGUAUGGCACUCUCCAGUUCAACAAGUUCGAUGAGAUCCAGAAGAAGGGGUAUCUCGCUGCGGUCGAGAUCCUUGACAAGUGGGAAGAAGAGGGAAAGCUGCCCAACUACGAUGCUUAUGGCGCAGAUAAGAACAUAGCCAGCAGGAAAGGGAGAAGUGCAAGACGCAAUUCAGUGUAGAUCACAGUCGAUCUCUCUACAUACAAGUUGUAAUUGUAACAAUGAAAUAAUUAUCUACGACAAACAAACAUACAAAU
Suillus clintonianus is the source of this 4200-nucleotide messenger RNA. RefSeq lists its product as uncharacterized. Lineage: Eukaryota; Fungi; Basidiomycota; Agaricomycetes; Boletales; Suillaceae. The record is from RefSeq and is a predicted model, not a curated record. The coding region runs from base 131 to 4123 and encodes 1330 amino acids. The transcript has 23 exons. Gene Ontology annotation, biological process: phosphatidylcholine metabolic process. Gene Ontology annotation, cellular component: endoplasmic reticulum. Gene Ontology annotation, molecular function: phosphatidylcholine lysophospholipase A1 activity.